This is a messenger RNA of Menidia menidia (Atlantic silverside), 3176 nucleotides long. The record is from the annotation of a GenBank genome assembly. NCBI's taxonomy places the organism in Eukaryota, Metazoa, Chordata, Actinopteri, Atheriniformes, Atherinopsidae.
GCGUAUGUUCAGCACUGCGGUGAUUGGUGACUUCAUUCACGUGACCCGAGGCUGCUCGCAGUCAUGUGACUUAGCCUCCUGCUGCCGUACGUCUUCUUUGAAACGUCAGCCCGGACGCUUGCUAGGCGAUAAUGUCACGGUGAAUUAAUUGAUUUUAAAGGUCUCCAAUCUAUUAUGUGAACAAUUUCAAACGGGGUUUGAGUCCAAUUUACCUAUCGUUUUUUCAUGAUAUAUGCUCCCGUUGCAAUCCACCUGAAGAAUGAGAAGCAUGUCUGGCAUUUUGUCAUGCCGUAACAGUUAGCAAGUGAAAACAACUUAUUUGGAAUGAGAGGGGGAGCUUCCUGUCCCACAACAGGAAUGCCGGGUGGAGAGUACGGGGAGUUUGGGGGCAGCCUCCCUGCCAUCGCCUCCCUGAACGCCUCCUACUCCACAUCCCUGUCCAUCCCUUCCCCGUACCUGCUGCUCCCCCCUGCAGAGCGCAAAGCCAUCUCCGACGUCCGCCGCACCUUCUGCCUCUUUGUCACCUUCGACCUCCUCUUCAUUUCACUUCUCUGGAUCAUAGAGCUGAAUAUCUCCAGCACAAUCUGGGACAGUUUGGAAAAAGAGGUCGUCCAGUAUAACUUCAGGUCUUCCUUCUUUGACAUAGUUCUCCUCGCCGUGUUCCGCUUCCUGUGUCUACAAGUGGGCUACGCAGCUUUUCGUUUGAAGCAUUGGUGGGUUAUCGCGGUGACCACUCUGGUGACCAGCGUCUCCCUCGUCGUCAAGGUCAUCGUGUCUAGUCUCCUGUCCCAGAAUGCCUUUGGCUACGUUUUGCCCAUCACUUCGUUUGUGGUAGCCUGGCUGGAGACGUGGUUUCUCGACUUCAAGGUUCUCACCCAGGAAGCCGACGAUGAAAGAGCUUACCUGGCGGCCGUCAACGCAGCCUGCGAACGAGCCCCCAUGAUCUACCCCCGCCCCGUGUCGGACGGGCAGUUCUACUCUCCGCCUGAAUCCGUUGCAGGCUCUGAGGAAGAUCUGGAUGAGGAGGGGCUUGGCCGCAGAGCUGUCACCGCUCAGGAGAAGGAGUAUGUCAGACAGGGUCGGGAGGCCCUGUCGGUGGUAGAGCAGAUCCUCACUCAGGAGGACAACUGGAAGUUUGAGAAAAACAACGACAAGGGAGACUCUGUCUACACUCUGGAAAUUCCAUACCACGGAAAAACCUUUAUUCUCAAGGCUUUAAUGCAGUGUCCUGCCGAGCUGGUGUAUCAGGAAGUGAUUUUACAACCAGAGAAGAUGGUUCAGUGGAACAAAACGGUUUCCGCCUGCCAGGUCCUUCAGAGGGUCGAUGACAACACUCUGGUGUCAUAUGAUGUCUCCUCUGGUGCUGCUGGGGGAGUCGUGUCUGCGAGGGACUUUGUUAAUGUUCGGAGGGUGGAGCGCAAGCGAGACUGCUACCUGUCUGCUGGCAUGGCAACCAACCACGACUCCAAGCCCCCCUGUGGCCGCUACGUCAGGGGAGAAAAUGGCCCUGGAGGCUUUGUGGUCCUCAAAUCCAGCUGUAACCCAUCUGUCUGCACCUUUAUCUGGGUCCUCAACACAGACUUGAAGGGCCGUCUGCCCCGCUACCUCAUCCACCAGAGCCUGGCUGCCACCAUGUUUGAAUUCAUGUCCUAUUUACGGCAGCGAAUCGCCGAGCUGCGGCCUUCCCACCACUCCCACCUCCAUCACCACAUUUAAAGUGGGUCAGAUGCCCUGGGAGGGCGCACCACCCUUCUUUGAAGGCCCCCGGAACGAGCGCAGCAGCUCCUCUGAGACCCCCCUGGUCCCACUGUAACUGAGAUGAGGAGCACUAAGGGUUAGCAAGGACUGAAAGACUGUGUUUCUUCGCCUCCUUUGUAAUUCUUUUAAACCACGAUCACAUGCACAUUUAUUGUGUGGACCUUCGACCUCUCGUUCUGUCUCACCAUGCACACAAAGACUCGACGCACACUUGACUGAAACAAGAAGACUCCUAGUAGGGAAGUGUCACAGAAGAACCGUUGCAGUGGCACCGCUAAAAAUGGUGUUCAGCACAUCAUCUCUUGUCCACAGUCUCCUAAAAGUUUCUCAGUUUUACGACUACAACUACACUUUGCAGCUGAACUUUCUACCAAACACUUGGUUUAAGGGGCUUCCAAGUGCCUGCUCACCACUAGAGGGAGACGCCACUGGUGGACACAGUCAAAGCCUCUCUGCUCUGUCCCACCUCCUUUUCCCAAGUGCAAGAAAGUCUGCCAGCUAUCAUUUAGCUAUUACAGGGGCAAAGAAAACGCAGCUUUUAUGAUAUCAAUGAAAAAGACUGUGAUUAGCAUGCUUUAGUGUGACUGAACCUUUUGUUUUGUGUGUGUGUGCCAAUAACCUUUAUGUGAGGAGCUGAAAUAAUUACCAAUCAUAGGAAAGGGGGGAAAAAAGCUGACCACUUCCCUACUGACGGUCUUUCAGGGCCUGGGAUUAAAGAUAAAACUGUAAUUCGACCUAACAUAGCUCGGGGCCUUGUAGAAACCUCCACAGCUUCAGUGUCACAUCAGUCUUCAUAUCAGUGUUAUGAUGUGACUCACGGUUCCUAGUUAAAUCGCUCAUGAAAUGUGGCUGAAAGCUGAGGUUUGGCCUUUGGUUCAAGAUACAGACUUGAACCAGAGACAGAGAGUUUGUUGUGCUUUCAAUAGAGAGGCCCGAAACGGCUUUGCUCAUUCCUAUUAAAGGAGCAUAUUGUGGAUUUGACUGUGAUAUCCACAUGGUCCUGAGGAAUUUUACUUUAUGGUCUCUGUUGACUCUGCAGUCAUAGUUGGAAAUGAUUUAUGCUCAUGAAGUCUACAUAUGUGGUUAUCGAUAUUAAAUGGCAAAUUUUUCAGGAUUGAUUCUUUAGCUGCAUACAUAAGAGAAUGUUGAAAAGAAAUAUAUGUGCCUUUAUGACAGCAAUAUUACACAUCAGCCUUGUCUUUUGCUACACGUCUGAUUCAUGCAGUUUAAUUUCAAGUGUCUUUAUCCAAACUGUACUGAAUACAAACAAAGCCUACUUUGAGUGUUUAAGUUACUGUUUUCUGCUGAAAAGCUUUUCAAUUGAUUUGUCAUCAAGCAUGCUUAAAGCCAUCACAACUGACCAACUGUUUUUACUGAGUCUUAACCAUGUCUUAUGUCUAAUAAACUAAUGGAACUCG